AUGCCGUAUUGGGUGUUCGGUUAUGGAUCGCUCAUUUGGAAGCCUCCGCCCCAUGCUGUUGAAAGAGUGCCUGGAUACAUUGUAGGUGCUGUCCGGAGGUUUUGGCAGUCAUCUAAUGACCACCGAGGCACGCCAGAGAACCCUGGAAGGGUUGUUACCUUGGUUAGUCUAGAGUACUGGCAGUCCCUUCAUGAUCCACAUCCGUAUGGCCAUGACGAUGUUGUUUGGGGAGUUGCCUACCGAAUUGAUCCAGCAAAAGAAGAGGAGGUGAAGGAACUACUGGAUUACCGUGAAAAAAAUGGCUACGUCGAUAUUGAUAUUGAAUUCCAUCCUGCAUCGGAGGCACCGGCUUUCAGCACAAAAGUAUAUAUUGGCACUCCAGAUAACGAGGCAUUUGUGGGUCCGCAGGAUCCUGAAGAGCUGGCUGCGCAUAUCGUGCGGUCGCAUGGACCCAGCGGCCCGAAUAUUGAAUAUUUAUACCAUCUAGGGGUUGCCCUGGAUGAGCUGCAUACUGAUGCCAAGGACCCGCAUAUCGCUGAUCUUAUUACUAGAGCUAAACGCAUUGAGAGCGAAAUACAUUAG
This is a messenger RNA of Wickerhamiella sorbophila, 582 nucleotides long. RefSeq names its product Putative glutathione-specific gamma-glutamylcyclotransferase 2. NCBI's taxonomy places the organism in Eukaryota, Fungi, Ascomycota, Dipodascomycetes, Dipodascales, Trichomonascaceae. The record is from RefSeq and is a predicted model, not a curated record. Gene Ontology annotation, cellular component: cytoplasm. Gene Ontology annotation, molecular function: gamma-glutamylcyclotransferase activity; glutathione specific gamma-glutamylcyclotransferase activity. The coding region runs from base 1 to 582 and encodes 193 amino acids. The transcript has a single exon. Gene Ontology annotation, biological process: glutathione catabolic process.